Ostreococcus tauri is the source of this 1155-nucleotide messenger RNA. Its product is annotated as unnamed product. The coding region runs from base 1 to 1155 and encodes 384 amino acids. The transcript has a single exon. NCBI's taxonomy places the organism in Eukaryota, Viridiplantae, Chlorophyta, Mamiellophyceae, Mamiellales, Bathycoccaceae. The record is from RefSeq and is a predicted model, not a curated record.
AUGCCGACGCCCUUCUCUCCGCGACGACGCGAGAAUGAAAUUUUCUUCAACCACGAGCGCGCUCUUCGCCGCGCCGUCGCGACGCAACGAACGGUGACGCAAGCGAUGCAGCGCGCCGAGGUGAAUGCGUGGACGCAUCAGUCGCGAGACGAUCCUCAUCGCGCGAGCGACGACAGCGCGGACGCGAUCGAGCUCCGGGCGCUCCAUCGCGUGAACGAUAAUUUAUCCAACGUCGUGAACGCGCUGCGACAGCUCACGACGGCGCUCAGGUCGAACGAUGAGCUCGAUCGAAGACGCGCGGAAUCGUUGAGUGAACACUUGGAGCGCGCGCGAAGAGACGGCGUGCGAGCGUGCGCGAGGGCGUUGGAGAGCGCGACGUCGGAGCGAAACGCGGUGCGGGAGUGCAUGGAGUUUUUGGAGGUACCGGGGGAUCGAGAGAUGAUUCAACGCGAGGAAGAGGCGAGGGAGCGUUCAAUGUCAGAGGAGUACGACGCGGCGACGAGGACGUCGUCGCCGGCGUCCUUCUUACACGCCGAGCCGAAGUUUGUCGAUGAUGAGGACGUGGAUGCGAUGAGUGAGGAGGAGGCGACGAAGAUGUUUGCGCAGUACAACGCGUUUUCAGCGCCGAUGACGCCACAGAAUCUGGCGCGCAGGGGAGGCGUGAGCGACGUGUACGUGAGCGAAGUGAAAUCGAGCCGUGGGGUGACGCUUCGUGAUUCUCCGGGCGGGAUGAGCGAAGACAGCGCGUACGGCUCGCCAAACGCCGACACUAAGGGUGACAAGACGCCGAUGAAUUCGCGAGGGAAGCGUGCGUCGUCGGGUAAUGGAGGGAUCUGGGCGGGUGUCGCCUUGGGGGCGCUCGCAGUUGGUGCCGCGAUGCGGUUCGCGGCAACGCCGCAGGCCGCCGCGCUCCAAGCCGUCGCCACCAUGGUCGCAACGCACGCGAAGAGAGGGGUUGUCGGUGCGGCGACAGUGGCGAAGUCGGCGUCGAGCCACGCGCACGCGCGCGUGACAGAGAUGCGAGCGCAGUCAAAGCGACAGGCAGCGAAAUCCGGCGGCCUGGAGGCGCCGUACCAAUCCGUGAAGCGUUCCUUCGCCGAGACGCCCGCGGUGAAGCGGCGGUGGAAACCGGCGAUCUCUCAGGCUCAGGGAUGA